UUAAAGAGAAACGAUAGCGGAUAAUAAUUCAUUCGUGUUCUUUAAAAGGGACGUCUAAAAAAGUUUUAUCAAUAUUAGAAUAAAUAGGAUUAUGAAAUGUCUCUUCUAGUGAAGGUGGAUAAUUAAUAAAUGGAACUGGUUUACAAAAUUAAUUAUCAACAAAUUCUUUAAACAAAUUAAUACAUAUCCAGUUUUUUGUGUAUUGUAUUUGCAUAUUGUAUUUAUGAUUAACAAUACAAUUUUUUAAUUUUUUUAUUAUUUUCCAGAUGUAAGAAAUAGAGGUAUGCUUAGAUAGAGACUGAAUGAAUUUUUCAAAUUAACAAAUCUUUAUUUUUCCGAGUUCUCUUUUAACAAAGGCUUAAAUUUUUUUAUAGUUUAUACAAUUUUCGUGAAUUCGUCCCACCAAACGGAUAAACUCUUGUAAAUUUUACCUUUUGAAUCAUUUUCAUUUUUUUUUACGGGUUUAGAAUAGAUUUGUGUUUAAAACUAUCGAUAUUUAAUUCAUCAAUUUCAAAUCCUGCAAUACAUUUAAAUUUUAACCAAUCUAUACCCUUAAGGUUUAAUUUAUGAAAAAGAUUAAUAAAGUUUUAAAUAUUACAAUUUGUGUAAAUUUUAAUGAUAAUUGGAAAAUAAUCGCUACCUAUAGUAUCCUGAUAUAAAGUAUAUAUAUAUUCUAUAUAAAGUAUAAACCAGCUGAAAAUUAAUAAUAAGCCCCAAUUAACAAUUAUUGUGUUGGUUCUCAAUUGGCUCAACAGUGACUCAUAGGGGUAGAUUGAAGGCGACCCAACGUACGAUAAAUUUUUUGAAUGAAACUUUUACAAUUAUAUAUAUUGAAUGGUAUAUGCGUACGGCAUUAAGGGUUGUGCUGUUGUAAGGGAUGUAAUUGGUAAUGCAUGACUUUAACAUUGCGCUAAAGUCAUUUAUGAAGAAAUAAACCUUGAUUUCAAUUUUUCAUAUUUUGCCUCGCCGUGAAUGUUCCGAAAUUGAAUAGUUAGGAUCAGUUGGUCUGUGAUCUUGUUUGCAAUUCUUCGAGAUUGUGGGUUUAUCGAUGUUAGGACAAUGAAUAACUAAAUAAUGGCCAACUGCACCACAAUGUUCACAAAUUAUUUCUGAUUUACAAGUUGAUUUCAAGUGUCUAAAUCUAAAACUCUUCAAAUACUGUUUAGGUUUCUCUUUAAAGUCUUCAGUUUUCUAUUUAAUACGAUUCAUAGCAAGUUUCUUAAAAGUGUGUCUUAUAUCGACGGUGAGUAAUAUGGUAGUAGAUUUAACAUAUAUAGUUUUCUUAUCAAUAGUAAUCUUCCUAUUCAAACACCUAGCUGAUAAAAUUUUGACAUUUCUCCCAUAGCUGACAAAACAGAGCUUGAUUGUUAAUCCAACCUAAAUUCACAAUCUUCUUCAUAUUAAUAUCAGUUAGAAUUCUUGUAAUAAUAAUCUUUUUAGAAUAUAAAUGAAAAGAGAAAUAAGAUUUCAAGCCUUUGUCGGUAAAAAUAAAGGAAUCUAGUAAUUUAUUAACAAUUUCUUUGGUUUCCGUUACUAUGGCAAACUUGAAAUUAUUCACAGCGUAAAGUUUAGAGAUUCUGUUAUGAAAAGUUGGUCUCGUUAAUCUACCUAUGGUAAAAGGAAUUAAAUAUUUUUCUUGUUUCUUGAUGAGAAACAUUUAUGAUAGAAGGUGGCAUGUGUGAUCUGUCAAAAUGUUUGAAUCUAAUGUCAUUUUUAGGGAACACAUCUGUGAUAUUGCUUAAUUGUGUAUUAUCUUCGUCGACAUGGACAUAACCUCACCAUCCUUUUGUGUUUUAUCUAAAUUAUUAGACAUUUUCCGUCCCCCUGAUAUUGUCUAUAAUCUUAGAAAUGGCAACUUGUUCCUUAGAAUUGAGCUGAUCUCUAUUAAUUACCUCAGUCUUGCCCUCGAUAAUUCGUCUUGUUAAAAUACCCUUUGGUUUCUAAUUAUCCUUUGGAUCACUGUUACUUUUAGAUGAACUAGAUCAUAAGAAAUUUUGAUUAGUAAUUCUAUUGCAAUCAUAGCAGUUCCUUAACAUAUCUGUCAUACAGAUAGAGAUGACAGAUCACAACACGAGAGCCCCCCCCCUCAAUCAAUCAAUCAAAUAAUAAAUGAUACAGAAAAAAGUAAAGCAAAGACACAGAAAAAGAGUAGAACAGAAUAGAGAGACGAAAACUCAAUUGGGAAUACUACUACUUUUUACUUUACUAAGCAAUAAAAUAAUUCUUUAACAAUAUCAAAUUUGCAGAGCUGAUAUUUUUUUUCUGAUUUGACCGACCGACUUGAAACAAACGAAUCCUUUUCUGUUCUUUUCUCUUUUGUUUCGCACUCGCUCGACACUCGAGGAACAUUCACAGAGACUUUUUUAUCGCCUAUGAUUCUAUACGAAUAAAGUCUCAUGGGAUUUUCUUUAAAAUAAUAGUGCUAAAUAAAGGCGUCGUCCUCCAAAUCAACGUACACGUCGAAGUUUAGUCAAUUUUCAUUGAACCGCUCGUAAAAAGCAAAUCGUAUCGUGACGCCAUCGGAUCUUGAAAAAUGUCUAGUUUACAAAUUACGCUAGUUACGCAUUCUAGUCUGUCGUAACCUUAUACAGAACUUCAUUUACACUCGUAUGUGGUGUGUUACACGCGUAUGUAUAUACGUCUUGAUCAGGCGCAAAUGACGCUGAGAAUCGAAAGUAAAUUCCACCGCAGCCAACGUCUUACCAUUUAACUAUUUUCGAGAGACAUAGAAAGAGAAAAAACUUUCUCUAUUUACGUUUAUUGCAUACACUAAUUGCGAACAUGGUCCGAGUGAUCACACAGGAAACUUACGACGAAGUCGUUCGCGAAAAUAUUGAGGAGUUCUCCAUGGCGCCCGAGGAAGCCAUCAAAGAUGCCAUCAAGCAAUUCAAUGCUCAGGGUGUCGAUUUGUCAAAUAUCAUCAAAGAUCUGUCACUAAACAACACAACGGAUGAUAUUAUCAGUUUUAUAAAAAAACUUUCGGAGUGUGCAAAAACUGCUGAACACCAGCAUGCCUUACCAUUACUGAAUAAAUUAAAAGUAGAGCUAGACAAAGACAUGGCCAGACGAGUUUUUGCUGGAAAAAAUAGAGCUUAUGAGACCCUACUCGAGGUAAUUAAUAGUUGCAAGGACACAUCCUACAUACUCCGUCCAGCUUUGAAAACUAUUACAUCCUUGAUGACUGGAAAUCCUGAUUUGCUGGAUGAGGAUGGCGUUAAUCUUCAAAAGAGCCUACUGGACACUAAUCACAAUGAUCCCCAGACUUUGCAGUUAGUAUUAAAGUGGAUAAGGGAGUGCUGCAUCAAGCAUGAAGUGAAUAGGCAAAAAAUCUUUAGUGCUGGUAUUUUGAACAAUUUAAAAUCAAUCCUCAGUGAAAAAGAUGCAAAAGUUUCUGUAGUAAAGGAAGUCUGUGUGGUUUUACGAGCUUUAACAUUAGAUGACGAUGUGAGACACGAGUAUGGGAAAGCUCAUGAACAUGCUGCCACUAUUGCCAGGGAAACACUCCAUACGAUAACAGAGCUACUUUCUACUUACAAGACUGAUAAAGUUAUAGUUGGAGAAAUAAUGCUAACAGCAGCAUCCUUAAUUGUUAGAAAUGAAUUUUGCCAAGAGUUUGAAGAUGCUGGGGGACUGCAGUUCAUUUUAGACGUUUUUACGAAUUACCCAGAAGAAGAGAAGAUCAACUGGCAAGCAUUAAAAUUGAUUAAAAAUCUAGCUGGGAACGAUGAUGUUAAAGCCCACAUUGUCACAUCUGGAAUAGCACCAUUAAUUAUUUAUGUUAUAAGCAGGUUGAAGACUUCAGAAGCUGUUGUAACUGCGGGAUUAUCGUGUAUAUCGGCGCUAACACUAAGGAGUUCUUCAAAUGCUGGAGUCUUCUACGACUGCGGAGCAGUGUCCGUCAUUAUUGAUGCUAUUAAAACUUAUCCCAACAGUUCAAACGUGAUCCAACAAGCCGCUUGGGCGAUUCGUAACAUGUCCGUACGAAAUCAACAAGAGUCAAAAGAGUUUGUCGCAUUCGGCAUCGAGGAACUACUCAAUAAUGCACUCAAGACUCACGGAACAAAUUUGGAAAACGAUAUCAAAGCAGCUCUAAGAGAUUUGGGUUUACAAGUUAAUUUGAGAGAGCAAUGGACAGGAAAAGGCCGUGCUUUAACGAAUAAAUAACGAAGUAUUUGCUUGCAAUAUCUCAACGAUAAUGAAUUACCAUUGUUAUAACUCUUGCGAAAAUUCAAAUAAUUAAGUUCGUUGAGAAUGAAUGUUACUUUUAAAUUAUUUACUGACCGAUUUUACAAUCUGAUUUU
Messenger RNA from Phymastichus coffea, 4301 nucleotides. Its product is annotated as armadillo repeat-containing protein 6 homolog. The transcript is spliced from 6 exons. Lineage: Eukaryota; Metazoa; Arthropoda; Insecta; Hymenoptera; Eulophidae. Gene Ontology annotation, molecular function: protein binding. Gene Ontology annotation, biological process: hematopoietic progenitor cell differentiation. The record is from RefSeq and is a predicted model, not a curated record. Bases 2782 to 4164 code for a protein of 460 amino acids.